ACUUGAGAAUCGUUCAAAAUCAUACUUUUUAAUCAUUCAUCCAUCUUGAUUUGUAUAUUCUUUCAAUUGAAUUAUAUUUAUUGCUAUCAUACCUGGAUGUUUCGAUCCCAAAUCAGAUUCUAACCUACAGCAACUGAAAAAGUGAGAAUCCAAGUCGAGAUGGCUGCUCCAAAUCACACAAUUUACAUCAACAACCUUAAUGAAAAGAUAAAGAAAGAUGAACUCAAGAAGUCGCUGUAUGCCAUCUUCUCCCAGUUUGGUCAGAUCUUGGACAUCGUAGCGUUGAAGACCCUCAAGAUGCGAGGUCAAGCUUUUGUAAUCUUCAAAGACAUCAUGUCGGCUACCAGCGCACUGCGGUCCAUGCAGGGCUUUCCUUUCUACGAUAAACCCAUGAGGAUACAAUACUCCAAGACGAAGUCGGAUGCAAUCGCCAAGAUCCAGGGAACUUAUGUCCCAAGAGAAAAGAGGAUAGAAAAGAAGAAAGCUGAGGAGCCAGUGAAGGGAAGGAAGAACAGGCAGAACAGACACGCAGACGUCAUCAUCCCCCCUCCGUCACAGAUCCCCAUGCCUGGAGCUCCCCCAGUCAACCAGCCUCCACCCCUGCUGGGUGACAUGCCCAUGCUGGGGCAACCGCCGAUACAAGCCCCACCUGCACCGGCACCAGUUGUUCCUGAUGAGCCUAAUAACAUCCUCUUCCUUACGAAUUUACCGGAAGAAACCAAUGAGCUCAUGUUGGAGGUUUUAUUCAAGCAAUUCAAUGGAUACAAGGAAGUCCGUCUCGUCCCAGGGAGACACGACAUCGCCUUUGUGGAAUUCGCUAACGAACAACAGUCGGGAACAGCAAAGGAUGCCCUCCAAGGAUUUAAAAUCACGCCGACAAACACUCUAAAAAUUGCAUUCGCCAAAAAAUAGUUCCUCUAGGUUUUCGUUCAUGGAUUGUACUCAAAAUGUUGCACUCCCCUGUGGAGAGAUUAGUGACCAGUUAUGUCCGAGAUUCAAUGUUUGUUUGCUUUGAAUUUACGAAAUGUAUUAAAAUAUUUCCUGACUGUAAACUAGAUCAGGAUUACUAUGACCCUUGAUUGAAAAUUCCUGACAGAACGCUUGCCCAUGUUCUACAAUAGAUAGUGAUCUAGUGAGACCAAUGCCUGUAACACAAAAGAUUAGCAAUCAAUCUCAAACAUGAAACAAUUCUCAUUGGUUACUGGUCAGUGGUUUGAGCAUGGUGCCCAUGAUGGACCGAUGAUCAUGAUUGGCUUUUGCUUGUUCUGCCAUUGAUUUCUGUAUCCCAAAUGUUACAUCUAUUGGACAUAUCCUGGUUAUCAUAAAACAUCAAUUCUGAUUGGUUACCGGUCAGUGGUUUGAACCCAGUGCACAUGCACCAAUGAUCCUCAUUGGCUCCUGCAAGCUCUAUAAAUUAACCACUGGAUGCCUAAUGUUUAUCUUGUUGGAUGUGGAGUGUUCACACUCGCACAGUUUUCCGGCUUCACGCAGACCAGCAGCCAUAGGAUUUAGCUACAAAUAUUAUCAGUGGGAACAGUGAUAUUAAAAGGUCAAGUUGAAUGCUUUUUUUUAUAAACUGUUUGGAAUAACAAUUAACUUACUUUAGCCCCAUUGAAUAAUUAAGUGCUACAAAAGUGAUGAAAUUUUCAUUCACAAAUAAAACUGAAGGUCCAGAGCCCUUUAUUUAUAUUUAAUAUCAAAGACAUAAAAGGUUAAUCAAAUUUAUAACCAGAAAUAGAUUUCAUCUUUAAAACUAAUGUAGUGUGAUAGCAUCCUAUAGAGAUGCAUGAUAUGUCAUAUUCAAGGAUUUAUAAUGUGAUACAUCUUUUAUACUUGGUGCAAAUGAAUUCAUGGUUAUGACAAUAUUUUAGACAUUCAUUCAUAAUUGGGUCACAUGAUAUUCACAAGUCACCUGAUAUGUGUUCUUGUCACAUGAUCUGUGACCUUGAUCAAGCUGACCUGCUUUUCCUUGCGUGUCCCAUGAUGCAUUGCACACUCCUGCUCAUGGCACGUAUCUCUCAACAGCUCCCCUAAACCUGCUCUCUGAUUGGUCAUCUGUUAGGAUCGCAGCCACCAAUCACGGCUCAGUGUAGGUAUCACAUGGUUUGUAUAGAAAUCAACAUCAAAAUCGUGUUGGUGCAAGAAUGCCCUUAGCAAAAAAAAUGUGUGCAUCGGUGCACAAAUGCCCUUGUGCGUGCUGCGAAAGGCGUUUUUUGCAAUGCGUCGGUGCAAGAAUGCCUUCGGCAAAACAUUUUUGUGCAUCGAUGCAGAAACGCCCUUGCGCUUAUGCGUGCUGCUAUUUGCAAUUCGUCAAAGUGUGGUGUUACAGUGUAAGGAUGUUCUUGCACCGAAACAACAAAAUUAUUUGUUUAUUGGGAUAUAUUAAGUGAUAAUCUUGUGUAACAUUUCUGAUAAAGGGUUAUUGGUGCUUGAAUAAUCAACUAUCCAUAUAAUGUAUGCCUUGCAGAAAUAUUCUAAUGCAAAAUUCUGAUAGUGAUGAAAAUAAAAUAAUCUGCUAUCGAUUAUAUGUCUGAUGCCUCAGUUGCAAAAGAAUCUUAUUCAACUUUCUGGUAUAGCGCCAUUAGAAAAAUCAACUAUCCAUGUAAUAUCUGAUGCUUUGCCAAAGGUAUUUGAUUUAACAGUUUGGACUUGAAGCUAUUGAUACUAGCAUAAGCAAUUUUUUGUACAAUGUAUGAGACCUUGCAAAAAGAAAAAAUGUCAUUUUCAGGUGUACUAACUCCUUUUCUUGAUUCUUUCAGUCAUGUUAAAACAAAAAUGAUUUUUUCUUUUUUUCAAUGUAGGGUAAUUUUUUUUUUGAGGGGGUCAUUGCAUGAAAAAAAUAUAUCUCCAAAUGUCACUUAUGUAAGGAACUAAAUAAGUUUGAUCUUCUCAUUCAACAAAGAAAAUAUUUGGCAUAAAAUAUCACUUGGAGUGAAAUAAAGUGAAAGGAAUAUCUUUAAAUAUACAUUUUCAACAUUUCAAUUCCUCCGAUGUAUAAUGAAAGCUAAAAGGGAACCCCGGGUGGGGGGGAAUGGUGGAUCAAUUUCUUUUGGCAUGAACAUUUUUUAUUAUUUUUAUAUUUUUUUGUUUCGUUUUUGUUGAUGUUAUCUAAAUCUGACACAUCUGACUUGUAUGGUUUUUUUCUGCACCAGAGGCAAUGUAAAAUAGCAUCUCAACAUUCUUUACAUUGCAUUUGUAAAUAAACCACUUUUCUUAUCAACA
Molecule: messenger RNA, 3222 nt
Organism: Lytechinus pictus (painted urchin)
Lineage: Eukaryota; Metazoa; Echinodermata; Echinoidea; Temnopleuroida; Toxopneustidae
Product: U1 small nuclear ribonucleoprotein A-like
Exons: 7
Coding region: 160-912 (250 amino acids)
Biological process (GO): mRNA splicing, via spliceosome
Cellular component (GO): U1 snRNP
Molecular function (GO): U1 snRNA binding
Source: RefSeq, a predicted model, not a curated record